This is a messenger RNA of Colletotrichum higginsianum IMI 349063, 1236 nucleotides long. Its product is annotated as Integral membrane protein. The record is from RefSeq and is a predicted model, not a curated record. Bases 1 to 1236 code for a protein of 411 amino acids. NCBI's taxonomy places the organism in Eukaryota, Fungi, Ascomycota, Sordariomycetes, Glomerellales, Glomerellaceae. The transcript has 5 exons.
AUGGCCGACACGUCGGGUCUUCAGGAUCCUCUGGCGGAUAAAGGGCCGGAACAGACGACGACGACGACGGUGCUCCUCGUUCUUGCGACCAUUUUCGUGGCCCUCCGGUUCUGGGCGCGUUGGUCGGUCGGAUUCAAGUAUGGCCUCGAUGACUGGUUCAUGGUGGUCGGCUUGGCCGUCACAUUCAUGGCCGGAGCCAUCAACUAUGCGAUGGUAGCACAGGGUCUCGGCCGGCACGCCGCCACCCUCCCGCAAGAGAUGCAAGUGCAGUUCCUGAAGCUGCUGCUGGCAUUCGAGUGCAUAUACGUCACGGCGGUCAUGUUCAUCAAGAUCUCUUUGCUGCUGAUGUACUGCCGCAUCUUCCCGUCGCGCAACUUCAAGAUAGCGGCCAUGACGCUCGGCGGCAUCACCAUCGCCUGGUGCAUCGCCAUCGUCUUCGUGUGCAUCUUCCAGUGCACGCCCGUCGCCAAGGCAUACAUGCCGUGGAUCGACGGCACCUGCAUCGACCUCAAGGCCUCGUUCAUCGGCAACGCCAUCCCUAACAUUCUGACCGAUGUCGCCAUUCUCUGCCUGCCCAUCGGUCAAGUGUGGAAGUUGCAGGUCACGUUGGCACAAAGGCUGUCGUUGUGCUUCAUGUUCCUCCUGGGCGGAUUCGUUCUGUUCGCAAGCAUUUACCGGUUUACAACUCUCAUGCAAUUUCAAAUCGCUGACACGACGUCGCCGACGCUGACCACAUCAUUGCCAUCAACAGGGACGCUCGCCACCGCGUGCACGUGGUGCGUCGUUGAAUGCGCGUGCGGCGUCAUCAGCGCAUGCCUGCCGACGCUCCGCCCGCUCAUGGUCAAGAUAUCGACGCAGUUCGGUAGCAUAGCGACCAAGUACAACCUUUCGGGCGGCCAGAGCGGCGGCCGCUCCAAGGCAGGGAGCCGUGGACCGACGGAGCUCUUGACGAUCGGGGGCACCGGCGGCAAGUCGGCCGACAAGGGGUUCCAGCGGCUGGGAACGGAGGACAGGAAGUACGGCAUCACGACCAACAUCACGAUGCGAGCGGACGAUGCGGCCACCAAGGCCGCUCCCGAGCCGGACUCGGGCAACGACCUCUCGCUCAAGGGCGGCAUACGCAUCAAGGUCGAUCAGGAGGUCUGCUGGAGCGAGAGCCGGGCGCGACAGGACGUCAAGUACGACGAGUCUUCGUCGCGGAGCGGUUCCUCGCACAUGGGCGCCAACCAGGUCUGA